AGCGCGGGCCCGGCCGCGCUAUAUAGGGACUUGGCGCCGGCGCCAGCUGAGCAGCGCGGCCCGGGCGGCAGCGGCGGAGGUAGAGAUCUUGCAACCCAAAGAAGAUGUCAAGACGCAGUAGCCGUUUGCAAGCCAAGCAGCAGCAGCCGCCACUGUCAUGUCAAGAAGAAUCUCCACAGGAAUUGCAGGCAUCAGAACAUCUCCAGACCAGAAAAAGGAGAACAGCAGAGCAGGAGAUUAAGAAAAGAGAAGAUGGGAAAAUUGCUAAGAAACAUCAAUACGAGAUUAAGAGUUGUUGGCCGCCCACGAUAACAGGAGGCAUCUCGCCUUGCAUAAUUAUUGAAACACCUCACAAAGAGUCAGUAACCACUGACUUCUCCAGGUUCAAAAAGUACCGGUUCAGAAACCUCUUCAUAAACCCAUCACCUCUGCCAGAACUCAACUGGGGAAAUUCCAAAGACGUCUGGCUCAACAUCUUGAAGAAGGAGAACAGAUAUGCUCACUGCAAACAUUUCACGUCGCUACAUUCCAGUUUGCAGCCUCACAUGAGAUCAAUACUGUUAGACUGGCUCUUAGAGGUAUGUGAGGUGUAUGCACUCCACAGGGAAACCUUCUACCUAGCUCAAGACUUUUUUGAUAGAUUCAUGUUGACACAGAAGAACAUUAACAAGAGCAUGCUUCAGCUCAUAGGAAUUACCUCAUUAUUCAUUGCCUCCAAACUUGAGGAAAUCUAUGCUCCUAAAAUACAGGAAUUUGCUUAUGUCACUGAUGGUGCUUGCAGCGAAGAUGAUAUUGUCAGAAUGGAGCUUAUUAUGUUAAAGGCUUUAAAAUGGGAACUCUGUCCAGUGACAAUCAUCUCUUGGCUGAACCUCUAUCUUCAAGUGGAUGCUCUGAAGGAUGUUCCGAAAGUGCUGCUACCUCAGUAUUCUCAGGAAAAGUUCAUUCAGAUAGCACAGCUCUUAGACCUGUGUAUUCUGGAUGUGAAUUCUUUGGACUUCCAGUACAGAACACUUGCUGCUGCAGCACUCUGCCACUAUACCUCAAUUGAAGUUGUUAAGAAAGCUUCAGGCUUAGAUUGGGACGGCAUUUCGGAGUGUGUGGAAUGGAUGGUUCCCUUUGUGACUGUGGCAAAAAAAGCCCCUGCGAAGCUGAAGAACUUCAAGAAGGUUGCAGUAGAGGAUCGCCAUAACAUCCAAACACACACCAAUUACUUGGACAUGCUGGAAGAAGUCAGCAGUGGAGUAGCAUCUACUGCCCCAGGUCAGUUAUCACCCGUGUCAACAGGAGGAAUAAUCACCCCUCCCAAAAGUACAGAGAAGAAAUGAAAUGUGGAUAAGAGCCAUCACACACAGAACAGGAUUUGGUGCUUCAGAACAAGACCACACUAAAGGUGACUCAUGCUCUUAUUGCUGUUUGAGACCUGAGCAGUAAGAGAUGCAGCAGAUGCUAAUUGAGACUGGUGUCCUCCUACAGACAUGCUGAGAGGCCGGGCGGCAGCCCCUGUGCCACCACAGGAGCCGGGACUGCUCCGCUCCCUUCUCACACACACCUUAGUUCAACUCUGACCAUUCCUAAUUUAAGAAUUUUAAGAACUUUUUUAGAAUGGCUGCGUGGGAAAGUUUGUCUGCUCAGCUCUCCGUGUCAGACUGGCUUUAUACAGCAGAACUUAGUGACAGCUUGUACAUAUUACCUCUUCUUGACUUGUUCUUUUUUCUUUCCUUGGUAAGGUCAGAGUUUAAUGCCUGUCAGUCAGGGUGUCAGGGAGGUCAGGGUGACACCACUCUGCCCUUGCAGUGCAGUGUAGCCACCCUGUGUCAGGCUCUAGCUCCACAGCAGGCUGACCCAGUUGUGGUGGCCUCUCAGGGCUGCCCUAAACCUCAGUUCUGGUGCAUCACUGACCUCAGGUAAGAGUACAAGCAGAAGUGUAACCCCAAGUGGAAGAAGUUCAGUCCUGGAAGGAAGGAGUUCUAUUUUACAACACCAAACAUAAGAACUGGAGAGGGUAUGGGAAGAAGUGAGCUGCUGGUACUCUACAACCACUCACGUCCUAGGAACAGUAUUUUAAAACAACUGUGGAGCUGUGUUUUAUCAGUGUUUAUAAACAGCAUUAACUACUGUGUUUGCCUUGGAAUAUUCACUACCUCUGACUCACUUCUGUGAUGAAGGGACAGCACUGGGAAAGGGGGGUGUCGGUCCUCCUCCCUCUGGCACAAUGCUCCUCCCUGUGCCCCACACCCAGGGACCCCAUCCACAUCAAACUCAGCAAACUUGAACGCAUGUCUUCUGCAAACAAGCCAUGGUGGAACUAGCUGAAGUUGCUUCCUACCUUCUGUACAGUUUGUAAAAUAAGGGUUUUAUUAUAAGAUUUCAUCUAUUUCUAAAAAGAAAGAUACUAGACUGUAAAUGUUGUAUAAAAAUUUAAAUGAAUUUAAAAAAUAAAA
Messenger RNA from Strigops habroptila (Kakapo), 2441 nucleotides. It is a transcript of the gene CCNE2, whose product is annotated as cyclin E2. The transcript is spliced from 12 exons. Gene Ontology annotation, molecular function: cyclin-dependent protein serine/threonine kinase regulator activity. Gene Ontology annotation, cellular component: cyclin E2-CDK2 complex; centrosome; nucleus. Gene Ontology annotation, biological process: G1/S transition of mitotic cell cycle; regulation of cyclin-dependent protein serine/threonine kinase activity. Bases 105 to 1325 code for a protein of 406 amino acids. NCBI's taxonomy places the organism in Eukaryota, Metazoa, Chordata, Aves, Psittaciformes, Psittacidae. The record is from RefSeq and is a predicted model, not a curated record.